ACACACCUCCUCCCCGGAAAAACCCGCCAAAUCGGUUACAGCUUGUUCGUCAGUCACCAACCAGUCGAGAACCAAAGCCAGAAAAUAACUGCUGAAAACAACGAGAACUCUCUCUCUCUCUCUCUCGGAAAACCAAAGGAAGAAGGGUCUGAUCUCUGCAAAACCAGAAUCUAGGGUUAGCGUUGGAUUAAAGCGGGUAAUGAGAUUAGGGUUUUAAACCUUUUUCUCCUUUCUGCUUUCAAUGUCCCAAACACCAGAGAUUAAGGUUAGGGUUUGGUUAGAUCUGUUACGGAAGCCCUAGAUUCCUCUCUACAUUUUGAUCUCCUCUCUGAUGGCGAUCAUAGGCGACGCUCUCCGCCAGGCUUUCAUGCCGAAGCAUGAGUAUGAGAGCCUCCGCGAAGAGGAGAAGGCGUGGGGGCGUCUCCAGAGACCGCUUCUCAUGUUCUUUGUCACGGUCGUCUGGUUCGCUGUCAUUGUAUCUGCUUUCGCCAGCUUGAAGAUUGUCUUCCCUGCGGAUGAUGGGAGCCGUAGCUUCUGCCAUACCGGGGAUCGCCGGAUCCAGGCAGCGCUGCCGAUGAAUGCCACCCGGGACCCGGAUCGGUUUCCAGGUGCAUUUUAUCUGACAGAGGAGGAGGCAGCGGACUACUACUGGAUGGUUGUGUUUGUGCCGUCAGCAAUCGUCUUCUUUGCAUCGGUGGUUUACCUUUUUGCAGGAAUUGCUGUUGCUUAUUCCGCUCCAAUAAGACAUGGAUGCCUGAAGGUAGUUGAAAAUAAUUACUGCGCUUCAAAGAGGGGAGGUGUCCGCUGCCUAUCAAUUCUCAACACAGUCUUUGCUGUUAUUUUUGCUCUCCUCGCAAUGUUUCUCGGCUCCAGCCUCCUAACGCUUGGGAGCAGCUGCUCUUCAGCCUUGUUCUGGUGCUAUGAGAUCGCUUCGUGGGGCCUGGUCAUCCUGUAUGGGGGCACUGCCUUCUUCCUGCGAAGAAAAGCAGCCGUUAUUCUCGACGAAAGUGACUUUGCAGGCCGGAAUCUCGGGCUGGAGAUGUUGGAGGCACCCCCAGAAGUGACACCUGAGAUAGAGAGGCGGGUGAACGAGGGAUUCAAGGCAUGGAUGGGGUCGUCCCUCCUCUCCUCAGACGAAGAAGAUGGGCCUGAUGAUUAUCUGGAGGCUUAUUCAAUCCAAGUUGAUUCUAGCCAUCAACGAGUGUGAACCAUCCAUUCCAUCAUCUGGUUUAUCAAUUAUUUCCUGGGUUUAGUCUUGUGGGUGUCUGACGGAUUUCCAGAAGUGACGGUGGGGAUAAGCAUGCUUAGUCAUGGAUCAUGAAAACCACUAGUUUCUCUGUUGGAGUAAAAUGAAGUGGGUCCAAUGGGUACCAAUGGCUGGGAUCUUACACAGGCUAGAAACUCAAAAUUUCCAGAGAAGAAGCCACUUACACUUGUUUACUAAUUGCCGAAAAAUUGCCAAAUGUGGAAGGAAUCAUGGAAUGUAUGUAAGCAUUGAAAUCCAUCCGAUUUCACUCUUUUACUCAACCCUUUUGUACUGAUGAAUCUACUAACCAUAAGCAUACACGAGUAAUGGGCACUGUUCUGGUAUCUCUUGGAAUUUCUUAAUGAGGAAAGGAUCCUGUUAAUUGCUUA
This is a messenger RNA of Magnolia sinica, 1635 nucleotides long. RefSeq lists its product as uncharacterized. Bases 332 to 1207 code for a protein of 291 amino acids. NCBI's taxonomy places the organism in Eukaryota, Viridiplantae, Streptophyta, Magnoliopsida, Magnoliales, Magnoliaceae. The transcript has 3 exons. The record is from RefSeq and is a predicted model, not a curated record.